Messenger RNA from Oryzias latipes (Japanese medaka), 4032 nucleotides. RefSeq names its product RUN and FYVE domain containing 2 (gene rufy2). Gene Ontology annotation, molecular function: metal ion binding. The record is from RefSeq and is a predicted model, not a curated record. Lineage: Eukaryota; Metazoa; Chordata; Actinopteri; Beloniformes; Adrianichthyidae. Gene Ontology annotation, cellular component: cytoplasm.
CCUUUGUGGGCCUUGUGACACCGCCCCUCUGAGGGUGCAGCGAGACUAUCGGUUGGGUUUUCUGCCGGUAAACAAAUCUGAACCAUUCCACUAUACGAUGAAAAUCUUCUUUUCUCGGAGGCAUUUUUUUCCCCUUUUAGUUGCACAGUAACGCUAAUCAAGCCGUAAGAAUGACGUCGAUGUUUGGCUUGAUAGACAGGUAGCGUCAGGUCAUUUGAUUGUUGUUGGCAGUGAUCUCUCUCUCUACCUGUCAUAUUUUGGUGUCUGUUAUUUCGCCCUGAAAGGACUCGUAUUUAAUAUUAACGCAAUGCACGUCUAGUUUUUUUAUUCGUUCAAACUCAUCGGUUAGCAAAACGUAUGAAUUUGAUCUACGUGUCGAGCUCCAAAGUUGAUAAUAAUAAUUUCCGACGACUUGAACAUGGCAUCGAGCGCGGAGCAUGACCUGGCUCUGUCUGAGGCGGACAGCAGCAGGGAGAAAACUCAUGUUUUCGGGGUUUUGAGGCUGCAAGAGGACAAGACGGCCGGCGGGGAGAAGGCUAGUAGCAGCACGGUGAGGGGUGGAGGAAGUGGAGGAGGAGACGGGCGAUGGCAGGCUCCUAUCUUCGCUUUGGCUAGGAAAGCGUCCGAGACUAUUUCGGGAAGCAUUCACGUCCUGCCCAAAGUGUCGGAACACAGGACGUCUCUGCCCGGGGACUGGACCGUUCAAGCUUUGCGAGACCCCAUGGCCAUGGAGCGCACCAACCUGCUGAACAUGGCCAAACUCAGCAUCAAAGGCCUGAUCGAGUCAGCACUGAGCUUCGGACGAACUCUGGAUUCAGACUAUCCACCUCUCCAGCAGUUUUUUGUGGUCAUGGAGCACUGUCUAAAACACGGCCUCAAAGUGAAGAAGUCCUUCCUGGGUUAUAACAAGUCACUAUGGGGGCCUCUGGAGCUGGUGGAGAAACUUUGCCCUGAAGCUGCUGAGAUCUCCGCCUCAGUUAGAGAUCUACCAGGACUUAAGACUCCAUUAGGCAGAGCCAGAGCAUGGCUGCGCCUGGCUCUGAUGCAGAAACGGCUGGCCGAUUACCUGCGCUUGCUCAUCACUCGAAAAGACCUGCUGAGUGAUUUCUAUGAGACUUCAGCCCUGAUGCUUGAGGAAGAGGGAGCAGUGAUUGUGGGCUUGUUGGUGGGCCUUAAUGUUAUUGAUGCUAACCUGUGCGUCAAAGGAGAGGACCUGGACUCCCAGGUUGGGGUGAUUGACUUCUCCAUGUACCUGAAAAAUGACAUUGAUGACUACAGAAGUGAGGAGAGGAACAGCCAAAUAGCAUCCAUUUUGGAUCAGAAGAACUAUGUGGAGGAAUUAAACCGCCAGCUGAACUCCACAGUUCAUGGUCUUCAAGGUAGAGUGGAUUCUUUAGAGAAGUCCAACUCCAAACUCAUCGAGGAGUUGGCCAUAGCAAAGAAUAACAUCAUCAAACUGCAAGAGGAAAACCAGCAGCUGAGGAGUGAAAACAAUCUGAUUCUGCUCAAAGCACAACAACACUUAGAGGUAACACAAGGAGACGUGUCGUUGGAGAGGGACACGUACAAACAGUCCCGUCAGGGGUUGGAUGAGAUGUACAAUGAGGCCAGGAGACAGCUGAAGGAGGAGUGCCAGCUCAGACAGGAUGUGGAGAAUGAGUUGGUUGUCCAGGUGUCCAUGAAACAGGAAAUGGAACUGGCCAUGAAGCUUUUGGAGAAGGACAUUCAUGAAAAGCAGGACACACUGAUCGGACUGAGACAGCAGCUGGACGAAGUUAAAGCCAUCAAUGUGGAGAUGUACCAGAAGAUGCAGGUGAAGUCAUCCAGCGAGGAGAUGAAGAAGAAGAAUGACAUGAUCAGUCGCCUGGAGGAGAAAACCAACCAGAUCACUGCCACCAUGAAGCAGCUGGAGCAGAGAUUACAGGAGGCAGAGAGGCACCGCACCUCAGCCGAGGAAGGAACCCGUCGCUUCAAGCUGGACUUUGCCAACAAGGCCGACAGCCUGCAGCGGCAGAUUGAACACAAGGAGAAACUGCUCCAGCAGCUGGAGACAGACCUGAAGAUAGAAAGGGAGUGGAGACAGACGUUACAAAACGAUCUGCACAGAGAGAAAGACACGGUGGCACAGCUCGGCACGGAGGCGCUGCAGAUUAACGGACUUAAAAAGGAGUUCCAUCGUCUACAGGACGAAAACAUUCAGUUGAAAAACAUCUGUGAAGACCAAGAACAAGCUUUGGAGGAACUUGGCUCUAAACUCAGCGAAUCCAAACUGAAAAUUGAGGACAUCAAAGAAGCCAACAAAGCCCUGCAGGGGGGACAGGUUUGGUUGAAGGACAAAGAUGCCACUCACUGCAAAAUGUGUGAAAAGGAGUUCUCCAUCUCAAGACGAAAGCACCACUGCAGGAACUGUGGGGAGAUUUUCUGUAACAGCUGCUCCGACAAUGAGCUUCCUCUGCCCGCAUCUCCCAAACCUGUGAGAGUGUGUGACACCUGCCACGCUUUACUCCUCCAGCGAUGCUCCUCCAAUCCAACGUGAGGGAAAAGCACAACACUGCCAAAACUACUCAAGAGACCUACAUGCUUACUUGAAGAAGGGAUUUCUUGCUUCUCUGGAGGAGCAUUUUUUCCAGCUGACAGCAGCAGGAUUUGCUGCAGGGACUAAAUGAAAUGAUGCACAACAAUUUGUCCCAUUUGUUAGGUUUUUGUGGCUCAAAGGAAGUCCCUUCACAGAAGCUGGGCUUUCACCGGCCUUCUUUUCCAGCAAUCCGAGAGUUGACCUGCUGUAAAAUGUCCCACUUAUAAAGAAGUGAGCUAGAAUUUAUGAUUUGGAAUGUCUCAAAUAUGAAAAAAGAUUUAUUUAUGUGAUAACUGGGUAGAAAAUGAUCAGAGGAUUGUAAAGGUUGUCUGAUGGUGAACAGCAGUUUGGAGAACGUGGAGAUGGGUAAUGAAAGAAGGAACAAGGAACUUCCUAAAGAAGUGAAAAUGGAACGGCACCUGUCUGCUUCUGCCAAAUGUCUCUCAACCGUUCUUAAUGUCUCCUGAUGCAAAUGGCACAUUGUACAAAAGUAUUUCUCUUUACAAUUUUUAUAGUUUGCACUCAAAGUCUCGUUUCUAAUGUUUCUUCAGGGACUGAAACGUAUUAUUGGAUGAAGCAGUGUUUACUCAGCAAUCUUAAAAAAGGAAAUCCAGAUUAUCCAGAAACUCUAGUGAAAGAUUUAGUUUAUAUUUCUAUUUAGGUCCAAGAAAACCAGAACUGUUUCACGAUAACACUUAGUCUCAAUUUCUUGCACAGUUGUUGAUACGAUUUAUAUAUUUUCUAAAUAUAUUUCGCUGUAAAGACUGAUGUGUUGGGAAUUUUACAAAUCCCAGUGUACCUUCAACACUGGAGAAUCUGUAACAAGUUACCAUGACAACGAUGAUGCAGAAUCUACCCCCUUUUAUUUUUUCAAACAGUGCCAUGUAAUAGUGUAAAUACGAUAUUACUUUUGUUUUUUACUGCCAUAAUGAACACUAGUAACAGAAAUAUCUUUUGGAAAUAAUUGCCCAUAAAAUUUUGAAAUAGAAACACAAUCCAGUUCCUGUGGAUUCAAGAUCUUCGUCUGCGUUCUAUUCAUCAUUGCACUAAUUAUUGCCAAACAAAAAGAAGGUUUAGCGGUCCUGUUUAAAUUUCACAUAAGUCCUUUAAAGCAGUUUUCUAAACUUUAUAUUGUUUUUUUUGCAGAUUAAAAUCACAAUUGUGAAAAUCAUUUCUUUUCCUGCUGGUCCAAUGCUAAGAGCAAUGUAAAUGAAUAGAAAUUUUCUAUUUUUUUUUCUUUAAAGUUUUUUUUUCUUGCCAAAAGUUUGAAUGAAGGGUUUGGGUGAACACUGUUUACAACCCAACUCUCAAAACUAAAAUUAUUCCUUAUGUUGUUUUUUGUGUUAAUUACAUAAAAAUAAUGACAAGGGAAAUACUUCUUUUGCUUGUGUAACGUUGAUCUUGUACAUGUAUAGCUCCUAAAUUAGUUAAUUUAACUUCUAAACUUGUUCAGACAA